AUGGGGCACUGGAGCGAAGUGCAGCAGCAGCAGCUGCAGCAGCAGCAGGAGAAGCAGCGUCUUCUGCAGCAGCUACAUGAGCGUCAGCAGCAGCAGGGGCAGCAAACUGUACAGCAGCAGCAGCAGCAGCUGAUACCGCAGCCGGAUGCAGCAGCAGCAGCAGCAAAAGAAGCAUCCAAGCUACCUUCUGUACCAUAUACCUGCAGCAGCAGCAGCAACAGCAGCAGCAGCAGCAGCAGCAGAAGUUUCUUUGAAUGGCUUAAGGCUAAUGAUGAUGAGCAGCUAUGGCGCUGCGCAUGGGGAGCAGCAGCAAGCAGCAGCAGCAGCAGCAGCAGCAGCAGCCCUAUAACUGUUGUUGAUAUAGGCUCACAUACUAUUCGUGUGUCUCGAGCAGAGAGGGGCCCAGAGGGAGAGGAGCAGAGUUUAAUCCUUCCUCAAGUUAUUAAGAGACCGUGGGAGACAUUAGGAGAUGGUUAUUUACCUGAUUAUAGAGGAGUUGUUCGUGAUUGGGGUGUAUACGAAGAUGGUCUGUUGCAUGCACUUACUGCUGCAGAUCCAGGUCUACAUGCAUCAACACCACCACCACCACCAACAACAACAACAUCAGCAUCAGCAGCAGCAGCAGCAGCAGCAGCAGCAGCAGCAGCAGCAGCAGCAGCAAUGGAUACACAAGCAGAAGAAGCAGCAAUGGGGUGA
This is a messenger RNA of Eimeria maxima, 696 nucleotides long. RefSeq names its product Ccr4-NOT transcription complex, subunit 3,related, related. The transcript has 4 exons. The record is from RefSeq and is a predicted model, not a curated record. Lineage: Eukaryota; Apicomplexa; Conoidasida; Eucoccidiorida; Eimeriidae. The coding region runs from base 1 to 696 and encodes 231 amino acids.